AAAAUAUAUUUUAAAAAAAAAUAUUAUGGCUGACUUGAAAGACAAGAAAGUAGAAGAUGAAUAAUAAGUGAAAAAAAUUAGAAUGAUUGUUACAUCCAGAAGUGCUUAAGAUUUAGAAAAUUUCACUACUUAGGUCAUUGAAAAGGCUAGAGGAAUAUAAGUAAUGAAUAAAUUUUCAAUAUUAAGAGAGAUUAAGGAUAGUAAGUUGUAUUCAAAGGACCAGUUAGAAUGCCAACAAAACACCUUAAAAUGACUGUCAGAAAGAGUCCAUGUGGUGAAGGUUCAAAAACUUGGGAUAGAUUUGAAAUGAGAGUAAUAAAAUUAUAUAAGGAUUAGAUUCAUAAAAGAGUAAUUGAUUUCUAAUGCACACUGCCUACAUUCAAAGAUAUAACCAACUUCAAGAUUGGCCCAGGAAUUAAUGUUGAAUUAAACGUAGAAUAAUGAUUCGUGACAUUAUAAGAAAUAAUACAUUAAACAUUAAUACAUUAAUUUAUAU
Messenger RNA from Paramecium sonneborni, 496 nucleotides. Lineage: Eukaryota; Ciliophora; Oligohymenophorea; Peniculida; Parameciidae. The record is from the annotation of a GenBank genome assembly.